CAGGCGCCUCUGAAGGAAAGAGGAGGAGUCGCGCCGCCGGAUGGCGCCCGCCCUUCCUUUUAACCGAGCACGGGGAAAGGAAACUACGGCGGCGGCGGCUGAUACUUUCCAUAAGGGGAGGCGGCGCCGUCGUACCGGCCGGCUUUUUGAGAUCUCCCCCUUUCCUCCCUCCCCGGACCUCCUCAUGGCUCCUGCGUCGCAGUGGCCGGGCCUUAAGCAAGCGGGGAACGAACAGUUCCGCAACGGGCAGUACAGCCAAGCGGCUGCCCUCUACGGCCGGGCGCUGGAGUUGCUGGAAGCGGCAGGGGAUGUAAACGCAGAAGAGAAGAGCAUUCUUUAUUCCAAUCGUGCUGCCUGCUAUUUGAAGGAUGGGAACUGUAGCCUCUGCAUUAAGGAUUGUUCUGAUGCUCUGGAACUUGUUCCUUUUGGAAUCAAACCCUUGCUGAGACGAGCUGCAGCCUACGAAGCUCUUGAGAGAUACAGUUUAGCCUACGUGGACUAUAAAACUGUAUUGCAAGUAGAUUGUUCUGUACAGGCUGCACAUGAUGGCAUCAAUAGAAUGACCAAGGCUUUAUUGGAAAAGGAUGGUUUUCAAUGGCGCCAGAAGCUGCCACCUAUCCCAGCUGUUCCUGUUUCUGCACAGAGAAGAUGGGAGCCACCUCCUUCUGGAAACCAAGAGACUACUACAAGAAGUAAGGCAAAGGAUACUGCAACAGUAAGAAAGCAAGUGCCUAUAGCUGCUGCAACCGAACAAGCAAAUGCACUGAAGCUAGAAGGAAAUGAAUUUGUAAAGAAAGGCAACUACAAGAAAGCUGUUGAAAAGUACACAGAGAGCUUAAAACUCCAUAAACUGGAAAGUACAACUUACACUAACAGGGCCCUUUGCUACCUGACUCUGAAGCAGUACAAGGAGGCAAUUCAGGAUUGCUCAGAAGCUCUUAAAAUAGACCCAAAGAACAUUAAGGCAUUUUACAGACGAGCACAAGCAUACAAACAGCUCAAGGACUAUAAAUCCAGCAAAGCAGAUAUUAACAGCCUUUUGAAAAUUGAACCACAGAACAGUGCUGCUAUGAAACUACUGCAAGAACUGAACAAACUCUUAAAAUAAGAGAAGCUAAAAACAAAUGUGUCUUUCUUCUGAUUUGUUUUCUUGUUUAAAAAAAAAUCACAGGGACCAGGCUAAAUGUAGCUGCAAAAUCCACCAGACUUGUUGACAUCUGUCUGGUUCCUUGCUUUACAAAAGUUGUUCUUUCUUCCUCCUCAAGCCUUUUGAAAGUUCAGUGUGACAUCUUGAGAUUCACAGCUUCCAGCAUGCUUCUAGAGAGAGAGAGAACCAUUCAGCAAGCGUCUGUUAUAGCAGAACUGUUGUUUGUAGUUACUGAAAAAUAUUACUCUAGCAGUUAGAGCAAUAUUUGUCAAGCAUGUUCUUUCUGCUGUUUGUUUAUGCAGAGUGUGAGCUGGUGGAAGCUUUUGGUAGCGGGUGCUUAUCAUGCAGGUAUCCACACUGUAGCCUAAAGACAUCCGGUAAUAGUGGCAAAUUGAGUAUGUUUCAAGAAUAGUCUCUGUUUUGCCUUAACUUUUGUGCACUGUGCUGCAAUCAGACAUUUGGUGUUCAGACUAUUACUUAGGAAGCUAAAGCUUCUUUUGUCCUUUACCAAAGACCUUUGUCAAGUUUUUAAAAGAUUUGGUCAGUGUCACUUAUGCUUAGGUGACUGUUACUAUACAAAGACAAUUUCUUCCCUGUUUACAUGUCAAAAGUAGCUGUAGACCCAAAUUUCAUGUUUUGUAGGGCCUGGAAUAGGAGAGAGCAAGUUAGAAUGGCACAGCUCAUUUCUUUUUCUGCAGAAGUCCCUCAGGCAGAAGGGUCUGCAUGUACACAAAUGUGUAUAUCUGCCUUUAAUGCAUAGCUGCUCUAGUUUUCAAAAAUGGCAGAUGGCUUUCAGUUGGCACUGAGCUGUGGUACCUGGACCACAGCUAAGAAACCCAUCUGACUGAAUAUUUAAAAGAGAAGUCUCAUUUGCUGUAGAGCAAGACUAGGGAAUGUGUGGCCCUCCAGCUAUUACUGGACUACAACUUAUAGCAUUUCUUGCCAAAGGGGAAGGGCGCUGGGAGUUGUUGCCUAACCAUCUUUGAAGGGCCAUGCAUUCCUCAUUGCUGCUGGAGAGAAUUAGAUGGCAGGAGGUAUUGGUUGAUGUUUUUACCUGUAUUGUUCUUAACACAGGAACAUUUUGAGCACGAUAGCUUCCUCUCUAACAGGGUUGCUGUCCCAUGCACUCUUCGUGAAGAAGCAUCAAAUGUUCAUAGCGACAAAGAUGUACCCUGCUUUGAUUAUCAUGUUCCAGAUUUUCAAAGCAAAGCCUUAUAUUAGCUGUUCAUCCUACGGACAAAAGGACCCUAGGAGGAGGGCCUUCAGUUUCCUUCUUGCCUUAGAGCAUAUUAUUUUAAGGUUAGAUUGGAGAUAGCUUUGCAGCCACUGUGCACAGACUGCACUUUGAAAGGUACAGACUAAGCCUCUUAGAGUUACUGCUGUUACGGGUGCACUGUGGAAUAUAGUUCUACUAAAUAGCUGCUUCUUUGUGUCCUGUGAAAAGCCUAAACAGAGAAGAAUGGUUGUCCACAUAAUUUUUAUUUAAGUUUUCUCUCUUACAGCCUUAAGACAAGAAAUAAAGCUGGAUUCUUAUCUACUAAGGCAAUCUAUUAUUUUGGUGUUAUUUUGAAAUUUUAAAAUAAACAAGUUUAGUUAU
This is a messenger RNA of Pogona vitticeps (central bearded dragon), 2744 nucleotides long. RefSeq names its product translocase of outer mitochondrial membrane 34 (gene TOMM34). Gene Ontology annotation, molecular function: heat shock protein binding. The record is from RefSeq and is a predicted model, not a curated record. Gene Ontology annotation, cellular component: cytosol; mitochondrion. NCBI's taxonomy places the organism in Eukaryota, Metazoa, Chordata, Lepidosauria, Squamata, Agamidae.